AUGUAUGGCAAUACAGCUUCUGACACUCCCGGCGUGGCUGAUGCGGCGGUGGACAAUUAUUGAGUUUGGGUUGUCUUUUUGGUUGUUGUUCUUAGGGAUUGUAAAGGCUAUUGGAUUCACUGUUGGCUUGGAUUGAUGAGCUCCGACAAUUUUAAACAAUUACUGAGCUUCAAUGAGAAUCGAUGAGGUCCAAUGAGGUCCCUAUGUCUGAUCUGAAAUCAGGCUCCCUCAAAGUAAAUGCACAUAUCCGAUGCCGUUCAUCCAAGCUUCAGCGGUGGUGGAUGAGCUCUGGAAGUAGAAUCAAAUCAAUACUAAUUUUCGGUGCCUGCUCCGGACCCGACCCGGCUGCGGUCAUCAUCUCUAGUGGUGAUAGACUCCUUCACGGCGGCACAAGUCGGGUAAAACUGCAGAAGAAGCUCUCUGACGCCGGUUGCACGGGAAUGGAAGCCAUUUACCCAAUCGACGGUCUCUUUUCCGAUCAAAUUGCUGCACUUCUCAGCCCUCCUCCAACCCCCGAAGUUGAGAAAUAUUUUGAAGACCUUACAUCAUCCAGGCGGUGCGAUGGGCUCAAAGUAAAGCUCAAUGGCGAGUACGGAAAGGGAGUGUUUGCUGAAAAGAACUUCAAGGAAGGGGAACUUGUUUUGAAAGAUAAAAUGCUUGUUGGUGCACAACAUACUUCAAAUAAGAUGAACUGUCUUGUAUGUAGUUACUGCUUCCGGUUUAUUGGCUCUAUUGAACAUCAAAUAGGAAGGCAGCUUUUUUGGCUAGAUUUUGGUAUUCCCACAGAUGAUUGUGAAGGGAAAGAGCUUUCACACACAAAAAGAGAUUUUUGCAACUCCCCUCAUUCUGAUGAAGCAGGUUCUUCUGGUAAAGAAUUGCAGGAGAAUGGUGGAUGUUCGUCCAGCAGUUCCAGACCCAAAGUAAGCAUCCCAAAGGAUCUGCUUCAUUCAUUAAUGAAUGGUGACACUCUUCUACCAUAUUCGGAACAUUUUCCGUUGCCCUCAAUUGUUCCAUGUCCAGGAGCAUGCGAAGAAAGCUAUUAUUGCAGCCCAGCUUGUGCCCAUGCUGAUUGGGAGGAGUUCCAUUCUUUGCUCUGUACUGGAAAGGGCUCAAAAGCAUUAAGCACUGAGGCUCUUUUGAAAUUCAUAGAACAUGCUAAUGAAACAAAUGAUAUUUUUCUCCCUGCUGCCAAGGUUAUUUCUUUCACCAUCUUGAGGUACAGGAAGUUCAAAGCAGACUGGAUUUCUGGAAAAGGAAAAUAUGAUACUUCAGUAAAGAGUGCUUUUUCUCUUCUGUUGGAAGCUUGGAAGCCUGUAUCAAUGGGGCAUAAGAAAUGCUGGUGGGGCUGUGUUGAUUUGCCUAAUGAUAUUGAGCAUAGUGAUGAAGCUGCAUUUAGAAUGCUGAUUAAGGAGCUCGCUGAUGAGUCCCUGCAACUCCUGAAGGCAGCCAUCUUUGACCAUGAAUUAUUUUCUCUUGAAAUUUAUGGCCAUAUUAUUGGAAUGUUCGAACUGAAUAAUCUUGAUUUGAUUGUGGAGUCGCCUCUAGUAAACUAUUUUAAGCACAUUGACGAUCUUCCAAGCUUAGAAAAGAGAGAAGCCGAGCAGAUUAUACGGCCUAUUCUGGAUGCUCACGGUGAUGAAUAUUCAACUUGCUGUCAAGGCACUGCUUUCUUCCCAUUGCAGAGUUGUAUGAACCAUUCGUGUAAACCAAAUGCGAAAGCUUUCAAACGAGAAGAGGAUUUGGAUGGUGACGCAAUAAUAAUUGCACUCGAACCGAUACAAAAGGGAGAAGAGAUUACUAUAUCAUACAUAGAUGAGGACCUUCCCAUUGAGGAGAGACAGGAAUUACUUGCAGAUUAUGGCUUCAGAUGUAAAUGCCCCAAAUGUCUUGAAGAAACCAUUGAGGGUGUAAAUUAACUCAAAAGUUUUCAUUGUUUUCUUGAGAUGCUUUUAAUUGUAAAUCCUUGGGUUACCCAUGGGUUUUUUUUUUUGACAGAAAAUGUAUUUUAGUUAUUUUGGUUUUUUCUAACAAAUGACUGAAUUACCC
Messenger RNA from Cuscuta campestris, 2046 nucleotides. The record is from the annotation of a GenBank genome assembly. Lineage: Eukaryota; Viridiplantae; Streptophyta; Magnoliopsida; Solanales; Convolvulaceae.